Meloidogyne enterolobii is the source of this 1041-nucleotide messenger RNA. Lineage: Eukaryota; Metazoa; Nematoda; Chromadorea; Rhabditida; Meloidogynidae. The record is from the annotation of a GenBank genome assembly.
UUCAUCAUGAACACUCCUUCCAAUAUGGGACAACAACAACCAAUACUUAGCAAGUCAGUGACCACAACGGUUAUGCACGCUUCGCUAGGAUCGCUUAGCCAAGGCAGUAGCUUUGCAAGCAGCGGUGGAAGUUGUUGUUCCUCGACGCGUACAAUCUUGCCAGCAGCUUUAGACGAAAAAAGAGAUUCAGGAGGAACAGAGGAGCUCUCUGAUUCAGUGGCGCCCUUAAAAAGUGCUCGUCCAACAAUAUCUUGUCGUGGGCAGUUAUCCAGUAGAAAUCCUUUAUUGGCUAUCGAUUCACCUCCAAAUAAUGUUAAUCAGAAUGGCUUCUACAGAACAACAACAAUUUCUGUUGUUAAUGGCGCUGGAUUGUUAAGCUUAGGACCUGAACAGAAAAGUCGUUCCUUGAGUAAUUUGGAAAUUCAGCAACAAAAACAAAGGGCAGCUGACAACAAACGUAGUACUUCUCCUUCUGUUCCAACUCGAUCUUCGCAUUGUACAUCUUCUGUAAUGCCAAAAUUGCAACGGCAGCAUUGGAAAUAUGGCUCCCUCCGCCAUCUUCCAUCGGGUGACAACAAUUCUAUUUUUCGCCAAGCCAGUACAACAAAAGAAGUUUAUUAUCCAACUGGAAGCAAACUGCCAAAUGGUUUAAGGCUGGAGUUGGGAGGGAGUGGAGAAGGAAAGUUAACAACGUCUGAUUCUGGCGCUAAUCACAUGGUUAAUGAACGAAUUUUAGCAACAGAAAGAAGCUAUGGGCGUUCAGAAGAAAGUAAUGAUGGAAGCGUUCAAGAAGAAGAUGAAGAUUUACUAAAAGAAAGUGAGGUCAACAUAGAUAGUCAUAGAAGACUUUUCCCACGUCAGCAAGAGAUUAUAGCCAUAGAAUCAACGGUUAGUUUUAAUGAUAAUUUAACGAAAAGUCAAAAACAAUUGUGGGAGUGGGUAAGGGUUUGGCUGCUAUUCUGCAAACAAUUUCGUAAUUUUAACUUCCUUUCUUUUACUUCUACUCAUCCUCCCACGCACAAUCGAACAAAAGUAUUGUAA